AUGAUUGAAACAUGAAACAUUGUGUGGAAACGUCAAAAAAGCAAAACAAACAUUUUGUAAACAGAUUACGAGUCAACAAAAGGAACUACGAAUCAAAUUUGUAACAGGAUUAUAGACGACACAUCGAAAUAGAGCUAUUGCCACUACAGCUUGUACAUUCAUUACCCUAUCCAAUUGUGUUGGUUUCCAAAGUGCAUUAUCAAACGAGCAGUUAGUCAUUGUCCGAGUGGUGGUUGUUACGUUGCGCCUGUAAAUACGUGUGUGAACAAUGAUUCUCCCUACCAUGCAUAUUUCGCUCAACUAAAUGGCAGUGUUCGCUUAUCUGCUGCUCAGUGUUGGUAACGAGUUUUUCGACGUCGCAAACGUAUUCAUACGAUCCGGUGGUUCGCUUGCGGAAUGCAGAGAUUACUGGCAGUGCAAAAGACGUGAUCAACUUUUUCGAUACUAUAUCGACAGAUAUUAUAACACCAGAAGCGAAGAAGCUGAAGCGAUGUCCUCCGAAUCUCUGGAUAGCUGUGAUUUUGCUUAUCAAGACUCUCCCACGUCCCCCAGCUCCAGAAGUUUGGACAAGAGUUCUGCGACGGAAACAGUUUACACGUUGGAAGGAAUCACCGAGGUUUCACCCGGGUUAAGCUUUGUUAUCAGUGGCAGUAUCUUAUUGACAUGUGAACGGUUUUCUAUAAACUUCAUGCUGAAGAACUCCGAUCUAGCGUUGCAUUUCAAUCCAAGAUUACCACAAAAUUACAUUGUUAGAAAUUGCCGCGUGAAGGGAGUGUGGGGUAAGGAAGAAGUUGCAUCGCCAUUAUCGUUCAACUUGCAUCGUGGGAAGCAAUUCAAAAUUCAAAUUCUAGUCACGGAUGAAGAGUUUCUGAUGUGCGUAAACGGACGACAUUUCAAUGCGUUCAAGCAUCGACUGCCUUAUAAGAAAAUAUGCACGCUCGAAGUCAAGGGAGACGUCAAGGAUGUUUUGGUCGAGCAGGUUUAUGUGGAAUGCUACCCCGACAUUGCACUGGAUAACAUUCAACAAAUCUCCAAGGAUGCUUUUCGCCUGGAGGAUAAAUCGGAUUCAAAUUGCAAAAUAAUGCCUUAUACCGGUCAGCUCUUGGAAUCAUUCACUAAUGGCAAGAGCUUGCACAUCAGAGGAAGAGUCAAACUGCUGCCACACUCAUUCUACGUCAACUUACAAACCAACCACUUUUGGUGGCCCCAUUCGAAUGUGCUGUUUCAUUUGAAUCCUCGAUUUGGAAGCGUUGGUGGUAAGCACGUGAUUUGCCGAAAUUCCUGGAUUAAUGGGAAAUGGGAGCGUGAGGAGCGUUCGGAAAAUCUGACCGAUUUCAUGCCGGGUAAACUAUUUCAUCUCAAAAUUGCGUGCAGCGAUAUGAGCUACCAGGUUUAUUUGAAUGAAAUGUUGAUAGCAGAAUUUAUCUUCCGAGGUGAUCCGCGGUUUGUCAAAUCGGUUUAUAUUCAAGGUGACAUCAAAGUAUUCGAUGUGGUACUAGAAUCUGCCUACUAAACAUUGUACGUUAAGUAAUAUUUGAGCUGAGCUUCAAUUUGAACAAUAAUCCUGGAGGAAAACAAGUUUAUAGGUAAUAUUGUUACGAAUUCUCCUGAAACAUGUCAGGAUCUAGAGCAAUUAACUUUUGUUGAAAGAAUCAACGUCGCUACAAUAUAUACAUAUAUCGUAUUAUAUUAGGUGUUAUGUACUUGUGAUUAAUGUGAAUAUCAGGGGCGACUCGUGGCUUUUGAACCUACCUGUUCAACUACAGAUUUUAAAAAUCGCAGUUUGAGGAAGUAAUCACAAUCAUGUCCGCGUAAUCACGCAAGUCAUUCUAUUUGUUACUAUUUGAAAGUGAAACUAAAAACCAAUAAAAUAUUAAUAUAAAUUUGCGAUUGACAUAUAUUUUUUGCAUGGAAUCCCCGUGUGCAAUGCACAGGUUGCACCUAUGGACGAGUCGCCCCUUGUGAAUAUAUAAAUAAGCGAGUUCUUGCUAAUGAGGAAUGCUAAACACUAACAAUGAAAUACAUUGCCUGCAAAUACAAAUAUACUGGUGUGCAAUCGAGUUGGUGUAUUAUGAUUAUUAGUUUAUAGUAUGUCACCUACGAUUUCUUCAUCUGCAGCGGAAUAUGAAAUACGCAACACGGAAUAAACCAUCACCUUUAGUUUA
Wyeomyia smithii (pitcher-plant mosquito) is the source of this 2165-nucleotide messenger RNA. RefSeq names its product galectin-6-like. The record is from RefSeq and is a predicted model, not a curated record. The transcript has a single exon. The coding region runs from base 305 to 1513 and encodes 402 amino acids. Gene Ontology annotation, molecular function: galactoside binding; carbohydrate binding. Lineage: Eukaryota; Metazoa; Arthropoda; Insecta; Diptera; Culicidae.